Molecule: messenger RNA, 1657 nt
Organism: Solea solea (common sole)
Lineage: Eukaryota; Metazoa; Chordata; Actinopteri; Pleuronectiformes; Soleidae
Gene: nkx6-2
Product: NK6 homeobox 2
Exons: 3
Coding region: 488-1351 (287 amino acids)
Biological process (GO): cell differentiation; regulation of transcription by RNA polymerase II
Cellular component (GO): nucleus
Molecular function (GO): DNA-binding transcription factor activity, RNA polymerase II-specific; RNA polymerase II cis-regulatory region sequence-specific DNA binding
Source: RefSeq, a predicted model, not a curated record
GCCACAGUCUGAGCAGAGAGCGAGUCCAUUUAACAAGCGGAGAAGCCGAGCUUUUAAUGGUUCCCAUCAAAACCACUAAAACAUCAUCACACUCACCGCGAGGAUUCCUGUGGCGGACGCAUGCGGCAGCGGCAGCGGCAACAGACUCCCAGCUGACACGGUCCGACCUCAACACACUGGAGGAGAGACAUUUUGGGAGUUUGGCCAAGCUCUUUACUUCCCCAGAGAGAAGAAGUUCGCCUUUGCUCAAGUUUUCUUCUUCUUCUUCUUCUUCUUCUUCUUCCUCUUGUUCUUGUUCUUGUUCUUGUUCUUGUUCUUGUUCGUGUUCGUGUUGAGUCAGGAUACUUGUUGUGGACAGAGCGACAGAAGUGGCCUGGCUCCUUAACAUCACCAGUCCCGCUCUCUGUGCCUUUAUCCCCCUCCCCGCACCGCAAACUUAUUCCCCCCCUGUUUUCCUUGAAGCGACUUUGGUGUUUCAUGUUGACAAAUGUUAGCGGUCGGGCAAAUGGACGCUAACCGGCAGAGUGCGUUCGUCCUGGGCAGCACCCCGCUGGCGGCGUUGCACAACAUGACCGAGAUGAAGACGUCGCUGUUCCCGUACGCGCUGCAGCAGAGCCCCGCGGGCUUCAAGGCGCAGCAGUUUUGCAGCCUCAACUCGCAGCUCCCCGGCAGCACCCCGCACGGAAUAAGCGACAUCCUCGGGAGACCCAUCAACGCAGCGGGACAGCUGCUGUCCGGCUUCCCGAGAAUAAACGGCCUGGCCACCACCGCAGCGGCCGCGGCCGCCGCAGCAGCAGCCGGAAUGUACUUCAGCCCGGCGGUGUCGCGGUACCCGAAGCCUCUGGCUGAGCUGCCGGGGAGGGCGCCCAUCUUCUGGCCCGGAGUGAUGCAAGGUUCCCCCUGGAGGGACCCGCGAGUUCCCUGCCCCAGCCAAGCAAACAUCAUGUUGGACAAGGACGGGAAAAAGAAACACUCCAGACCGACGUUUUCAGGGCAGCAGAUAUUUGCACUGGAAAAGACUUUCGAGCAAACGAAAUACCUGGCCGGUCCAGAGAGAGCCCGCCUCGCCUACUCUUUAGGGAUGACUGAGAGCCAAGUCAAGGUCUGGUUCCAGAACAGAAGAACCAAGUGGCGGAAGAGACACGCGGCGGAAAUGGCCUCGGCCAAGAAGAAGCACGACUCCGAGACGGAGAAGAUGAAGGAGAGCUCGGACAACGAGGAGGACGACGAGUACAACAAACCGCUGGACCCGAACUCGGACGACGAGAAAAUCACGAGACUGUUGAAAAAGCACAAGGCCACGAACCUGGCGCUCAUCAGCCCGUGCAGCAACAGCUCGGACACGUUGUGAUGCCCACAGUGGGAGAGAGGGGAUGGAGGGGAGGGUGUGGGAUUCUAGGGCAAACGGGGUCCAAACAGACACUCAUCGCACUCUUUCGGACCCCAUUUCCACCUGACGUGACGAACAUGCGUCUGUGGGCACCCACGACAUGAACUCACACACACAUACACACACACACACUCUGAUCAUGUUGUCAGUUAUAAAAAAGAAAGAAAGAAAGAAAAGGACACAAAAUGUCGGACUAUAUAAAAACCUGAGGACGGUUUUACGCAUAGAAGUGGAGUUUUAACUACAACAACAACAACAACAACAACA